This is a messenger RNA of Tupaia belangeri chinensis (Chinese tree shrew), 3233 nucleotides long. RefSeq names its product PPARG coactivator 1 beta (gene PPARGC1B). Gene Ontology annotation, cellular component: nucleus. The coding region runs from base 1 to 3099 and encodes 1032 amino acids. Gene Ontology annotation, molecular function: RNA binding; transcription factor binding. NCBI's taxonomy places the organism in Eukaryota, Metazoa, Chordata, Mammalia, Scandentia, Tupaiidae. The transcript is spliced from 13 exons. Gene Ontology annotation, biological process: positive regulation of transcription by RNA polymerase II. The record is from RefSeq and is a predicted model, not a curated record.
AUGGACACCUUGGAACCCGGGCAAGACCUGACCACCCAGUGUGUCAGCCAGGCUUACUCUGAUCGGCCUCCUUCCUUCCUGUCUCCUCAGGUGGAGGGUUCCGGUGAAGAGCAACUGUGUGCCGACUUCCCAGAGCUCGACCUCUCCCAGCUGGACGCCAGCGACUUUGACUCGGCCACCUGCUUUGGAGAACUGCAGUGGUGCCCAGAGAACUCGGAAACCGAACCCAGCCAGUACAGCCCCGACGACUCCGAGUUCUUCCAGAUCGACAGUGAGAAUGAGGCCCUCCUGGCAGCGCUCACCAAGACCCUGGACGACAUCCCCGAAGAUGACGUGGGUCUGGCCGUCUUCCCAGCCCUGGACGGUGGAGACACUCCAUCCUGCGCCUCAGCCUCACCUGCCCCCUUGUCUGCACCCCCCAGCCCUGCUCCCGAGAGGCCCCCAGCCUCAUCCCCUGAGGUGGAUGAACUGUCGCUGCUGCAAAAGCUCCUCCUCGCCACAUCCUACCCGGCCUCAAGCUCUGACACCCAGAAGGAAGGGAUCGCCUGGCGCCACGCAGGCCUCAGAUCCAAAAGUCAGCGGCCUUGUGUCAAGGUGGACAGCACCCAAGACAAGAGGGCCCCCGGGCCGCCGUCCCAGAGCCGGAGCUGUACAGAACUGCACAAGCACCUCACCUCCGUGCCAGCCUGCCCCCAGGCGAAAGCCUGCUCCCCAGAGAGGGGCCUGCGGCCCCCACCUCCACUGAGUCCCCGGCUCCCUGCCAAGGAAGACGAGGAACUGGCUGAGGACUGCCCGAGCCCCCGGCCAGCCCCAGCCUCUCCCAGAGACUCUCCAGCACCGGGCAGGGCAGGCCCCAGUGCCCAGGCUUCCCAGGAGGACAUGCAGGCAAUGGUGCAGCUCAUCCGCUACAUGCACACCUACUGCCUCCCCCAGAGAAAGCUGCCCCCGCAGACUCCAGAGCCAGCCCCCGAGCCCUGCGGCAGCCCCUCUAAGCAGGCCAGGCCCCGGCCCCGGUCCCAGCACCCCCCCAAAGCCUCCUUGUCUGAGUUCUCCAUCCUGAGGGAACUUCUAGCUCAAGAUGUACUCUGUGACGUCAGCAAGCCCUACCGCCUGGCCACACCAGUCUACGCCUCCCUCUCAUCCCGGCCAAAGCCCAGGCCCCCCAAAGACAGUCAGCCCUCCCCUGGCCGCUCAUCCCCUGUGGAGGAGGUGAGGAUUGCAGCUUCGCCCAAGAGCAGCGGGCCCAGACCCAGCCUGCGCCCACUGCGGCUAGAGGUGAAAGGGGACGUCAGCCGGUCUGCCAGGCGGCAGCAGGAAGAAGAGGAGGACGAGGAGGAGGAAGAAGAGGAAGAAGAGAAAGAGGAGGAGGAGGAGGAGGAUGAGGAGGAGGAGUGGGGCAGGAGAAGGCCAGGCCGAGGUCUGCCGUGGACCAAGCUGGGGAGGAAGCCGGAGAGCUCUGUGUGCCCCGUGCGGCGGUCUCGGAGACUGAACCCUGAGCUGGGCCCUUGGCUGGCAUUCACGGACGAGUCGCUGAUCUCCUCGGAGCCCCGAGGUGCUCUGGCCUUGCCGUGCCUGGCCCCCGAGGCCGACGACAUGGAAGGGGAGCUGGGCAGCCCCACGGACGAGGACAGUGGCCAAGGCCAGCAGCCCCUGCGGGGACCCCAGAUCCCAGCCCUGGAGAGCCCUUGUGAGAGUGGGUGUGGGGACACCGAUGAGGACCCCAGCUGCCCGCAGCUCCCUUCCAGAGACUCUCCCAGGUGCCUCAUGCUGGCCUUGUCACAAAGCAACCCUCCUUUUGGCAAGAAGAGCUUUGAGCAGACCUUGACCGUGGAACUCUGUGGCACGGCAGGACUCACCCCGCCCACCACGCCUCCGUACAAGCCCACAGAGGAGGACCCCUUUAAGCCGGACAUCAAGCACAACCCGGACAAAGACACAGCUCCCAGCCUCCCCUCCCCUGAGGGCCUUCAGCUCGGGACUGUGCCAGGGGUUGCCCAGAAGCUGCCAAGGAAGCACCCGGAGCGGAGCGAGCUCCUGUCCCACCUGCAGCUUGCCACAGCCCAGCCGGCCUCCCAGGCUGGCCAGAAGCGCCCCUUCUCCUGUUCCUUUGGAGACCACGACUACUGCCAGGUGCUCAAGCCAGAGGGCGCCCUGCAGAGGAAGGUGCUGAGGUCCUGGGAGCCGUCUGGGGUCCGCCUCGAGGACCGGCCCGAGCAGGGUGCCGGGCAGGCGGAGGUACAGGCCCCUGGCAGGGAGGAAGACAGCAGCUGUGACACUGGCACCCUCCCCAAGGACAGUGUGCUGCUGAAAGACCACGAGAUCCGCGCCAGCCUCACCAAGCACUUUGGGCUGCUUGAGACCGCCCUGGAGGAAGAAGACCUGGCCUCGUGCAAGAGCCCCGAAUAUGACACUGUCUUUGAGGACAGCAGCAGCAGCAGUGGGGAGGGCAGCUUCCUCCUAGAGGAGGAGGACGAGGCAGAGGAGGAGGAUGAAGACGACUCAGGGGUCAGUCCCCCUCGCUCCGACCACUGCCCCUACCAGAGCCCACCGAGCAAGGCCAGCCGGCAGCUCUGUUCCCGCAGCCGCUCCAGCUCUGGCUCUUCGUCCUGCCGCUCCUGGUCACCAGCCUCCCGAAGGAACAUCAGAUGUGAGAGCAGAGGGCCGUGCUCAGACGGAACCCCACGUGGCCGGCAUGCCAGGAAACGGCGGGAAAAGGCCAUUGGCGAAGGCCGCGUGGUGUAUGUUAGAAAUCUUUCCAACGACAUGAGCUCCCGAGAGCUGAAGAGGCGCUUCGAAGUGUUUGGCGAGAUCGUGGAGUGCCAGGUGCUGACGAGGAGUAAGAGAGGCGAGAAGUACGGCUUCAUCACCUACAGGUGUUCUGAGCACGCGGCCCUCUCCCUGAGGAACGGCGCCACCCUGAGGAAGCGCAACGAACCAUCCUUCCAGCUGAGCUAUGGAGGGCGGAGGCACUUCUGCUGGCCCAGAUACACCGACUACGAUUCCAAUUCAGAAGAGGCCCUUCCCGCCUCCGUGAAAAGCAAGUACGAAGCCAUGGAUUUUGACAGCUUACUGAAAGAGGCCCAGCAGAGCCUGCAUUGAUAACAGCCUUAACCUUCGAGGAAUACCUCAAUACCUCAGACAAGGCCCUUCCAAUAUGUUUACGUUUUCAAAGAAAUUGAAUAUACGAGAAGGAGUGAGCGAGCGAGCGUGCGAGCGAACACACGUGAGAGAGA